AUGAACAGCCUGUGGCCCUCGACCAGGGCGGCGCCUCAAGAGACGGGCCCCGACGAUGACGCCGCCCCGGCCGCCACGCCGACCGAUGAUGUAGCCGACACCGGACAAGUCGCAGAUGUCGGGCCCGGACCCGGCGCCGAUGAGCUCGAGAAGCCUCCCGUGCCGCCCCCUCCCCCACCGCCGCCGACGCGCCCCGGGCUCGCGCGCAAUGCCCUCCAGCCGGGGCCUCCUCUUCCGCCGCCGCCGCCGCCGCCGCCACUGACGGGACCUGCGCAUGGCCGGGAAAGACAGCAGCAGCAGCAGCAGCAGCAGCAAUAUCAACAGCAACAGCAGCAGCAGCAGCAGCAGGGAGUCCCCGCGCCGACCGACUCCCUGUCGCUCCUGCAGCUGCGCCGCAUCGUCGCCGAGGUGAACCGCGCCGAGCCCGUAGCCUACGACUUUGUCUACUCGGACAUGGGCCCGCACACGGACGAAAUUGACGAGUGGUUCGCGUACCAGUUUUGGCAGUGGGUGCGGCUCAACGCGGCGCAAAAGGCCUUUGAGUGGCACCUGAAUCACGAGUCGGCGGCAGGCGGCGGCGGCGGAGGCCACGCGUGGGAAGACGCCGACAACGACACGCGCGCCAGGUUUGUCCAGGCCGCCAUUUCCGGCGUGCAGUCCAAUGACGCGGCCCUGCGGUCGGCGUCGAUUGGCAAGCUCGUCUACCUGGUGCUCGGCCGGUGGGGCGACACAGCCAUGCCCAGCUUGACGGGAGCAGGCGCCGGUAGGUCGGUGGCUAGCGCGUCGCAGCUGCAGGCCAUCAAGGCUGGUGUCGAGUGCCUCACUUCGCUCGAGGGCUUGCCUGUCAUUUGGGAGGCGCUGCGCAACUGCUUUGAAGUGCAUUGGUCUGGCGACAUCCAGCAGCAGACAAGCCCUCAGGAGGCUCAGGACGAGCUAAUGAAUCUCAUGACGAUCAUGUACAUUACCAUUCAGGAAACACUCAACGACCCGGACGACAUGUCUUCUUCGUACGGAAAACUACUGGAGCUGAACCCUUCACUUGUCGAUGUCAUGCUGACGGCGACAUCCAAACUCCGCUGGGACGAACAAAACGCCAUGCCCCAUACUCAGAUCUUCCUGCUCUUUUGGAAAUCCAUCCUGCUUGUUUUUGGCGGUACCAAGGAGCUCGAGAAUCUGAAAAAGGCCACCAGCGAGGUGGCCGCCGACGGCAAGGACAAGGAGACUAUUACGGCGUCACCCUUGGACUACCACGCGUUCCGUCAAGAGAUCGCCUCCAAGUACCCGGCAUACGUUCCUCCGCAGCCGCUCAUCCCCCUCGAGGCGGACAACAACUCCCUCCUCCCUCCGCUGCCGAAUCAGUCGUCCAGAAACAAUGCAUCCAGCGGCAUCAUCCCCACGCCAGCCCAUGCCCAAAGCGGCGGCGCCUCCAUUCUUCACCAACCAGUCCACAUCGCCACUCCUGCCCCGUCUCCGCCUCCCUCUCCCGGUGUUGGAGGGAAAGGCGGCAAGAAGCAAAACUACCAGACGAACCAAAACUUUCCCUUCAUGUAUCCGCCCCUCGACGCCACCAUCAGCAGAAAGUGGGAGGGCAGCGACAUCCCGGCCUCGAUCCUCGAGGCGGGCGAGCUCUUCUCGUCUCGCGUCCGGAUGAGUCGCGCGACCCGGCAGCUGUGGGAUGAGCGCGAGCGGUUUCUCAAGUACGAACGCGGCUGGGACCUGGAGAGCGACGACGACGAAAUCGACCCUCUUGACCUGGACGAGUUGACGUUGGAAGAGAAGCAGGUCCUGCAGGAGCUCAAGGCCGAGGAUAGGAAGAAGAACUCGCCGCCGCCGCCAGAGAUGGAAGUAGAUUUUGGCCCGAGACCCGACCGGCUGACUGACAGAGACAAGCAGAGACUGGUUGCAGUAGAGAGAUUCUACAAAGAAGCUCUACCCCAUCUGCAGUCGCUAGUGAUUGUCCUGCUGCGGCCGAUCCUGGUUAAUGUGACGGCCAUCGUGACCCAGCAGGCGGCGCAAAUGUCCAAUGGGAUGGCUGGUAGGGGCGGCAACCCAGGCAUGAACGGCGGCGGCCCGGCGAUGCAUAGGGGACCGGACACAGGGGCCCACAUGGGCCGCGGCGACGAGCCAGAGCUGUCCCCCGAGGAGGUCGAUGCCGCGAGGACGCGCGAGAUCACGGCCAAGGCCAUGACGGGCAUUCUUGUCCUGUUGCUGAAGUGGCUUAGAGUCUCUCACGUUCUCAAGUUUGAGUAUUUAACCCAGCUCCUCCUGGAUUCUAACUACAUCCCGCUCGUUCUCAAGCUCUUUGCGCACCAGGACAUCCAGCAGGUGGUGGACAGUAAGAUGGACCGCGUCGAGAAUAGCUUCUUUCAGUUCUGCAACCUGCGCUCCAAGUUUAAGGAUAAGAUGGAGAGCGACCUGGAGAACGAGGACGAGGAGGAUGAGGGCGGACCAGGAGAGCGGCACGCGGGAGAUGAGCUAGGCGCCGGCGACGACAGCGAUGACAGCGCAGCGCCGGCCCCCAUUAAAAGACGACGGUCACCCGAAGAGUCAGAGAGAGAGGGCGAGGAGGACGCCGACGGAGACGCGGGCAGUGACGGGCAGGCGUCGACGCGGCCCGAGGUGGACGAGCUCGGAUACCCGGUCAAUCCGCUGCCGGCGGAGCCCAUCACGGACUUUUCGCGGCGCAACUUCUUCUCGCUCACCAACUACCUGCGGGUGAUGCAAAAGAUAUGCAAGAACAAGGCGCACCGCAACCUGCUGCUGGUGCAGUACAAGUCGUCGACGAUAUUGCGUAAGUCGCUGCGGAUCCCGCAGGAGGAGCUGCGGCUAUACACGCUCAAGCUGUUCAAGAACCAGGUGCCGUACUGCGGGCGCAAGUGGCGGCAGAGCAACAUGCGAGUCAUCACGGCCGUGUACCUUCACUGCCGGCCGGAGCUGCGGGACGAGUGGCUGGCGGGCAGCGACGUGGACGCCGAGGUGGAGGGGGCGCUGCCGCUGGAGCAGGGCCUGCGGAGCCUGACGCACUGGCGCAACGUGCGGCGGUACCCGGACAGGAUCGCGGCCGACAUCCGCACGGCGAUGCGCGAGGAGCAGGAUUUCUUUACGCGCGAGCUGGAGAAGCUGGAUGUGAAUUGGGCUGACAUGGGGGCGGACGAUGGUGUGGGCGAGCCGGAGCACGUCGAGGGGUGGGCGUGA
Messenger RNA from Hirsutella rhossiliensis, 3195 nucleotides. RefSeq lists its product as uncharacterized. Gene Ontology annotation, biological process: cytoskeleton organization. The coding region runs from base 1 to 3195 and encodes 1064 amino acids. Gene Ontology annotation, cellular component: cytosol. The transcript has 8 exons. The record is from RefSeq and is a predicted model, not a curated record. NCBI's taxonomy places the organism in Eukaryota, Fungi, Ascomycota, Sordariomycetes, Hypocreales, Ophiocordycipitaceae.